AUGGUUACCACCCGAAAAAGUGCAAAGUUGAGCAAAUGGGAACGUCUUCCUGUCGAAUUACAGCAACAAGUGCUGGGCAGUUUGGAUAAUUUAGAUAGACUCCAAAUCCGUCAAGUCUCAAAGGAAAUGCUGAGCGUCUCAGAGAACAUCCCCAUCGUCACCCACUCCAUCCACUUCCUCACGACACCUAAAAAUAAGUAUUUUUGGUUGAACUGGACGGAUAAGGAAGGUCAACGCUCCAUCACCAAUCGGAAGGAAUGCAAGAAAGAGAAAAAUGGAAGUCUUGCAGUGAAAUCGCUUCUAAACUUUUUUGCAUGUCGUUUUUCAAAGGUCACUCAACUGGAUAUCGACAAUAUUUUUGAAAUUCAAAAUGGGAUCGACACCGUCGAACGAAUCAUCGCGGAAGCUCAUACAAGAAAUAUUCGAAUCCGUGCCGAAGAAGUUUGUUUGAACCUCCUCAACGCCGUGUCUGCUCCACUGGUCAUACAAUUCUUCGAACUAUUCGAUGCGGAUGUUUUGAAGACUCUAAAACUGGUCGAUCCGCCAGGCAACGUUGUCGACGCAAUCAGUGAGACGGUGCAAUUCAGAAGUUGCUCGAAACUUUCAAUCUCCAGUGCUCAUUAUGAUUCCACUCCUUCGCAACACUACAGUUUGAGAAACAUGUUGCACUUGGUUGAUUUCCGUAUCAGAAGAGACCAGUACACAGCUCAAGAAUUGUUCGAUUUGGUGCAGAGCUAUCGACUCAAACCACUGAAGAAAGGAGACCGCCUUCAAAUAUACCACACUACUAAGUCAUCAACUGAAGAAGAAAUCUCCAAUGUUCUGGACGCAUUCCCUACAGAACCAAACCCACGACCACCUUCCUAUACAAGAAACGAUAUUCGUGUGAUCUACAUGGUCGAUCCGGAGCUUCAGCUUAUAGUGGACACUUUCGGUAGUAGUGUAUGUAUGUGCGUAACAGAACGACGACCACUAUCAACAUCCUUAUUAGAUUUAUAUUGA
Caenorhabditis remanei is the source of this 1002-nucleotide messenger RNA. RefSeq lists its product as uncharacterized. The transcript is spliced from 4 exons. The record is from RefSeq and is a predicted model, not a curated record. Gene Ontology annotation, molecular function: protein binding. Bases 1 to 1002 code for a protein of 333 amino acids. Lineage: Eukaryota; Metazoa; Nematoda; Chromadorea; Rhabditida; Rhabditidae.